AUGCGUGAAGAUGGAGACCCAGAUCCUGAUCGCGAUCGUCCUCCGGGGAAGCCGUGGUGUGCCAGCAUCGCAUUUAAACUGACCCUUCCGCUCAUUGUGGGUUUGACGAUUGUCAUGCUUGCACCUCAAAUUUGUUUUCUCUUUGAUCUUGGAUCGAUAGAUAUGAAGCUUACGAGCUCAAUUGCGGUUUGUCCGGCGCUGGCUAUGGCGAGGAACGUCACAUUUUAUACGGAUGAUGCCCUGGCUCCGACUCCACUACCGCCGGCUCAUGCAGCUUCAGAUGGACCAGAUAUUAUACACGCUUUCCAGUCUUUGAGUCGCACAACUGUAUGGAAAAGCAUUUCGAACAUUACUUUUGAGAGCGACACGUUUGAGCCUGAGGGAAUGGUACGCUUGGGCGAUGACCGUUACGUGGUCAGUUCAGGGCAUUGGACCGUGCCAACUGAAAAGUACGGCAAGAUCAUCAAUGGAACAGACCGAACAGCUGGUGCAGGGCUGGCUCAUCUGAUGGUGUACAACAGUGAAGGAAAGCUUCUUGCUGAUGCGACAAUCACGAAAGAAGGGAAUGAUGAGUAUCACAAUGGAGGAAUUGACUACGAUGGUCAGUAUAUCUGGGGGACCAUCGCGCAGUACCGACCCAACAGUAUCGCGUAUGUAUAUCGGACAGACCCAGCAACCUUGGUGCCAGAGCGUGUCCUCAAUUAUAAAGACCAUCUCGGCGGUAUUGUCCACGACACCCGCGACAAUUUCAUUACGGCUCUGAAUUGGGGCGCACGAGACGCUGCAACAUGGGAUCUGAAGAGUGCCAAAACAGGUUGUGACGCAGCACCGAGACCCGAAAGAGUCGUACGGAAUCCAAGUUAUUUCAUCGACUACCAAGACUGCAAGUGGCUGGGCCACAGUGGUUUCUACGGCGGAAAGAGUGUCAUGCUUUGUUCAGGCGUCACGACAAUUGGCGGUUACAAUCUUGGCGGCAUCGCUCUCGUGGACGUCAAAACGAUGGUUCCUCUAGCUGAGGUGCCAAUUGAGCUGGAGAGUAAGCUUGGCGUGAGAUUGACGCAGAAUCCAAUGGAUGUUAGCGUCAAGGAUGGUAAGCUGAGGCUCUACCUACUGCCUGAUCAGCAUAACAGCACUUUAUACAUUUACGAAGCCCAAACUUGA
Messenger RNA from Fusarium mangiferae, 1161 nucleotides. RefSeq lists its product as uncharacterized. Bases 1 to 1161 code for a protein of 386 amino acids. The transcript has a single exon. Lineage: Eukaryota; Fungi; Ascomycota; Sordariomycetes; Hypocreales; Nectriaceae. The record is from RefSeq and is a predicted model, not a curated record.